AUGCUCGUAGCCGUCUCUAUACUUGCCCUGUCACUGUCAUUCCUGGUCUACCAGCGCCCGCCCUCGACAUGGCUCGCCUUCCUUACUCGCCUCACACAGUCUGCUCCGCCUUCGAUACCUGAGAAGUCGCAGCAUGGCGAGACAGACGACAACCCCCCGGCUGCACACCAACGCAUAGAGCUGCACACCCCGACGACACAGGACGAUGUCGAGACUACCCCAAAAGCUGCUCCCGCAUCCGACCAAGAUGCGCCCGCCGUACCCACCUUCACGCUCAACGAGCAUGAGAGCUCCGACGAAGACGAAGAAGAUAACCUGCCACCGCCUUCCUUCCCGGCCAUGAACUCGGCACAGAGGGCCUCGAAGCCCCCUUCGCUAUCCACCAUGCCCCCACCGUCCGCUAUGCCUCCACCCAGCAAGCCGAACCUCAUGGCCCCGCCACAAAAACCCACAACCUCCCUCAUGCCACCCCCAAAAGUCGCAGCUUCAAACCUCCGUGCCCUUCCCAACACCUCCUCGCAGUCGAUGCGCGUACCCACAACCGGCCCUCUUCCGAACCGUGGCCCACUACCGAAUCGCGGUCCACCAACUUCAAACGGCAGCCUGGGGCUUCCACCCACUGCAGGCCCCACGCUCAAGACACCAAAUGCCAGAGGCAAGGUACUCCUGUCGCCAGGUCACUCUCCACUGGACUGGGCUUAUUUGCAAAAGUCAGGCAAGAACUUGUCGGGCGUUGAUUCGAUGAUACGCGUUACGCCUGCUAUGCUCAAAGAGAAGAAUGGACGCAAGGGUAAACCGGCUUGGUCAAGCUAUCAGGGCAAGGUAUACAACAUCUCGCCCUAUUUGCCCUUUCACCCUGGUGGGGAGGGUGAAUUGAGACGAGCAGCUGGCAAAGACGGGACCAAGCUAUUCAUGGAAGUUCACCCGUGGGUGAAUUGGGAGAAUAUGUUGGGUGAAUGUAUGGUGGGCAUCAUGGUUAGUGAGGAGCAAGCGCCGAGUGAUGCUGGCGGUCUCGAGGAUAUGGACUGA
This is a messenger RNA of Alternaria arborescens, 1029 nucleotides long. RefSeq lists its product as hypothetical. The transcript has a single exon. Lineage: Eukaryota; Fungi; Ascomycota; Dothideomycetes; Pleosporales; Pleosporaceae. Gene Ontology annotation, molecular function: heme binding. The record is from RefSeq and is a predicted model, not a curated record. Bases 1 to 1029 code for a protein of 342 amino acids.